UAGACGCGAUGCAAUGUUCUCGCUCCAUCAGGACUAAACGGACGUGUUUAAUUUAAUUCUGAGAAGUGUUUUUUAUUUAGUCACAAUUUAAAAAAAUAAUUAUUUUAAAUAAUAAAAAAAAUAAAAGAGAUUCCUUAGUGACGGACAUUUAAGAUGUUUUUGUGUUUGGUGUUCUCCAGUCUCGUAUCUGGAGCACUAGCUUUGAACAAUGGACUAGCACUUACGCCACCUAUGGGUUGGCUUACUUGGCAAAGAUUUAUGUGCACAACGGACUGCCGAAAAUAUCCUCAGGAAUGCAUCAGUGAAAACUUAAUCAAACGAACAGCAGAUUUAAUGGUCCGCGAGGGUUAUCUCAGUGCUGGGUACAAUUACGUGGCGAUUGAUGAUUGCUGGUUGGAAAAGAAACGUGGACACGACGGACGGAUGGUGCCUGAUAGAGAACGGUUUCCAAGCGGGAUGAAGGCGCUCUCCGAUUAUAUCCACGAGCGUGGUUUAAAGUUCGGUAUAUACCAGGAUGGCGGUAAACUCACGUGCGCCGGAUAUCCGGGUGUCCUUGGCCAUGAGAAAUUGGAUAUUGAAACAUUUGUUAAAUGGGAGGUUGAUUAUCUUAAAUUGGACGGGUGUUACAUAGAACCAAAAGAUAUGGAAACAGUUUACACUAAAUUUGGAAAUAUGUUAAAUAAAACUGGUCGACCGAUUGUAUACUCAUGCAGUUGGCCUGCCUAUCAAGAAUUUGUUAAGACUGGGCCCAAUUACCCUGCAAUUGCCAAGCACUGUAAUUUAUGGAGGAACUGGGGUGACAUUGGGGACUCUUGGGCUACUAUGACCAAGAUCAUGAAUUGGUUUGGUGACCACCAAGACAAAAUAGCGAAACAUGCAGGACCGGGGCACUGGAAUGACCCAGAUAUGUUAUUGAUAGGAAACUUCGGGCUAUCGGUGGAUCAAGCACGGGUACAGAUGGCGGUAUGGUCGAUUCUGGCAGCACCGCUGCUUAUGAGCGUGGAUUUGGCUACUAUCAAACCAGAAUUCAAGGAAAUUCUUUUGAAUCGGGACAUCAUUGCUGUUAAUCAAGAUAAACUGGGGAAACAGGGCUUGAGGAUUUGGAAGAAGAAAGAUUCUGGUCCAAGGCAAGGUUUGGAGAUCUGGAAACGUAAACUCUCGGAUGGUUCGUAUGCUAUGGCCUUUGUGAGCUAUCGAGUUGAUGGAAUGCCUUAUACAGCAAAGUUCACUUUUAAAGAGAUGCAAUUGGCCAAUCGAUCUUUUUAUGUCCAGGAUCUAUAUAAAGAAGAAUCUGUUAAGUUACUUCAAGCUAAUCACGAGUUUGAAGUCAAGAUAAAUCCUUCCGGUGUAAAAUUUUACAAAUUCAUACCAAAGAAAUAAAGUAAUUAUGAAGAAGAAAAUUUUGAAUUAUUAUUAUAUAAAAGGCUACUGUUAAUAAUAAACAUUUUGCAAAAGUGA
Molecule: messenger RNA, 1458 nt
Organism: Galleria mellonella (greater wax moth)
Lineage: Eukaryota; Metazoa; Arthropoda; Insecta; Lepidoptera; Pyralidae
Product: alpha-N-acetylgalactosaminidase-like
Exons: 10
Coding region: 154-1380 (408 amino acids)
Biological process (GO): oligosaccharide metabolic process; glycoside catabolic process; glycosylceramide catabolic process
Cellular component (GO): cytoplasm
Molecular function (GO): alpha-galactosidase activity
Source: RefSeq, a predicted model, not a curated record